GCAGCUGCUCUGAUGAAGUUCAACUUAAAACUUGUUUAGAUUUGUUAUUACCACAUUACAGUAGCAGCAGUGACUAACUCGUCACCUGGAAACUAACUUAAUAACCUGCUACAGUUAACCUUAGUUAACCUGUUAACUUCUGAUUUCUGAUCUAAAAACACUUUCAUCUUUUUAUUGAUGAUGAACAGGUGAUUCGACUGAACCGUUCUACAGGUUCUGGAUCCUCUGGACCAGCAGAGGUCCGGUCCGGUCCGGUCCGGUCAUCACGUCAGUCAUCUGUCUCUCCACGGCCCCACGCUGCGCUGUUUCCAUACGGGGCGGGGAGAGAGAGCACAGCGCACGGUGAGCAGCGGCUCUGUGUGCCCCGGAGCAGCAGCAUGGGUCUGGAGAAGGAGAAGUCAGACGUCGGUGUAAUGAUGGACGACGACGAGUUCACCACAGCCAUCGAACCCGUUCUGUCCAAGAAGGGCGACGUGUACGAGGCGGCACCGAACCGAGAUCCGAACGACAUCAACUGGCACUUGAAGGUCGAUUUUGAAGACGUCCUCGCGGAGCCCGGCUCCACGCACAGCUUCGACCGAGUGUGGAUCUGCAGCCACGCAGCCUUCGAGCUGCUCAGGUUCAUCUUCUACCGGCUGCUGACCACCCUGCUGGCCGUGCCCCUGGCGUUCACCCUGGGGCUGAUGUUCGCGACCCUCAGCUGCGUCCACAUCUGGUUGGUGAAUCCGUUGAUCCGCAGCUUCAUGACGCUGCUGCCGUCCGUCAGGGUCAUGUGGAGGAGCGUGACGGACGUGUUCGUAGCCCCGUUCUGCCACAGCAUGGGAAAGAUCUGGUCAUCCGUUGGCAUCACUAACACUGAGAUCUCGUGAAGACAAAGUCCAGAGACAAAGACGCGGGACGUUGUCCCACAGAGAAGAAGAAAAUAAUACGUAACAAUCGUGAGUUUUGAUAACGUUGUUUAUAAAGAUCUGUAGAGAGAAAUGUCUUCACUUUACACCAACACAAGAGUCUGAAACAUCGGUGUUUGACCGUGUCCACGUGUCCGUCACACUAUGGUGAACAGAGACGUUCACCUUCAGUUCCUCAGAGAUGUCAACACUCCACUGGUCUUCAGAAGACUAGGUUUGGACGGAAGACCAGAAACGACGACACCAGGAGAGUUGACACCAGGUGUAGUUUCUGAAGAUGAUGAUGAAAACACAGACUUCUGUCUGUAGAUCAGUCAAACUAUUUCUCCAUAAUCCUUUUAAUCAUAUUUCUGCUGCAUGUGUUUUUUUUAUUAUUAUUAUUUUACCAGAGUUAUUCAUUUAGAACAAUCAUUUAGAACUGAGGAGUCUCUUAGAACAGGGGUAAACAAACCCUCGGUCCGGGGACCGGUGCUGGUCCGUAGGUCAUUUGGUACCAGGCCCCAGUGGGACAGGGUUAAAAAAAUCAACUUCAGUUUCACUGAUUUACUUCAGUAAGUAAAAGAAUCUAGUCAGAAU
This is a messenger RNA of Cynoglossus semilaevis (tongue sole), 1484 nucleotides long. RefSeq names its product caveolin 2 (gene cav2). The record is from RefSeq and is a predicted model, not a curated record. The coding region runs from base 378 to 869 and encodes 163 amino acids. Gene Ontology annotation, molecular function: molecular adaptor activity; protein kinase binding. Lineage: Eukaryota; Metazoa; Chordata; Actinopteri; Pleuronectiformes; Cynoglossidae. Gene Ontology annotation, biological process: cell differentiation; insulin receptor signaling pathway; caveola assembly. The transcript has 3 exons. Gene Ontology annotation, cellular component: perinuclear region of cytoplasm; caveola; focal adhesion.